Messenger RNA from Capsicum annuum, 585 nucleotides. RefSeq lists its product as uncharacterized. Lineage: Eukaryota; Viridiplantae; Streptophyta; Magnoliopsida; Solanales; Solanaceae. The coding region runs from base 1 to 585 and encodes 194 amino acids. The record is from RefSeq and is a predicted model, not a curated record. The transcript has 2 exons.
AUGACUUCUCAUGAUAUUCAUAAAGACAUUGUAAUUGCGUGUAAGAUAGAAACAAUCAAUUCUAUUAUAGAGGAUUUAAAUGGUGAUUACUUUCCACUAUUGGUUGAUGAAUCUAAAGAUGUAUCACUCAAAGAGCAAAUGGUUGUUUGUAUACGGUAUGUUGAUAAGAAGCGACUUGUGAUAGAGGCAUUCAUUGGACUAGUUCAUGUUAAAAAUGCUAGUACUUUGUUUUUAAAGAAAGUAAUCGUGGAUGUACUUGCUUAUCACUCUUUUACUUUAUCUUAUGUACGUGGGCAAUGCUAUUAUGGGGCAAGUAAUAUGCAAGGUGAGUUAGGUGAAACAUUGAUUAGACAAGAAAAUAGAGCGGCUCAUUCUGUUCAUUAUUUUGCUCGUCGACUUCAACUGGCUCUUGUUGUGGUUUCAAAAAAUCUUGAAGAAAAUGCAAGUACUUUGGAUGAAAAAGCUAGUGUAUCGGAAUUUCUUGGAAGUUGUCAAACAUUUGAGACUGUUUUCUUGUUACACUUGAUGACUGAUAUUUUAGGAAUCACAAAUGAUCUUAAUGUAUCAUUACAGAAAAAGAAAUAG